AUGUCCGCCAGACGCCGGUCCCGCGUGCCUGACUUCGCCGUCGACAACGAGCUGCCUGACUUCGCUUCCAAUUGGGGCAGCCACCUCGCCCUCGGUGGCGAUGCUGGGUUCCACCAUGGACUCCUCGGCAUGGGCAAUCAGUUCGGCGACCAGCCUGAUCUGAUACCGCCUGCUGGUGCGCCCGACUUCAGCCUUCUCCACGAUGCCUCCCCGACCUCGCCCUCGGUUCACCUGCAGCCAUGCUUUGACGUCGACACGCCCGCCUACGCCGGCCUGUCUGCCCUCUCCCAGGGCCUGCGGGAGUGGGACAAUGCUGCCUUCGACUCUGCUGACGUGAGCCCCACCAUGGAUCUUCUCCCGGACGACCUCAUGGCUUCCUGCAACAAGGUCGACUCCGAGCCUUUCAACCCUCUCUUGCUGGCCGGCCCUGGUGGCGUCGCUCUCGCCGACAACGCUUUCUCCGAGCCUUCCUCCUCCCACAGCUCUGUCGGCAGCAUCCCGAUCCCUCAACCCAGCGGCCAGGCUUUCUCCGAAUAUUCAUUCUGCUCCGAGCCCAGUCUGGCCUAUACUGGAUCGUCGUUCAGCUCGGACAGAAGCUUCGACGUCUUGUACGCUGCGCACAAGCAGAGCCAACACCUGGCGCCGCCUCAGCAGAAUGCUCUGCCAACUACCCUCCAACCGCAUUUCUCUAGCUGGAAGUCCCCGCCCCAGCCACCUAGACCAACACAUGCGCAAGGAGCGCGGCGCCUAACUGUCGACCAGGCCAGACGGGCCACCCCCUCGAGCAUUAGCCCCAACACUGGGAGAAACCCGCUCAGUUUCAUCCACUUCCGGCCCGGCGGAGAGCCAGGCCAACUCCUCAUCCAUGGCGCCGAGCAUCCCAUCAACGCAAAGAAGCCGAGGGGUCGGAAAAACCCACUUACCCCGACUCAGAAGAAGAACGCAGCCCUCAUGCGCCGAGUCAAGGCCUGCGAAAGCUGCAGGCAGCGGAAAGAAAAGUGCGAUCCCGGCAUUCCGUGCAAAGCAUGUAUUGAGCACUUCCGCACCGAUCUCGUGCGGCAACCUUGCCGUGGCAAGACGUUGGAGGUUUUAACAUCGUCCAUGCUCUCCGAUGAACUGGGCUGGUGUCCUAUGGAACGAACACUUGAUGCCUACUUGGGUCCUGGAGCAUACAAAAUUUCAUCCGAAGUUUCAUUUGUCAAUCUCAUGCUCGGAUUUGGGCCUCCGUUGCUUCGGGAAGUCCGGAGGGUCAUUCCCCAUCAACCCAGCCAGCUGUGGCACAGCCAUGUCGUGUAUGAGUGGCCGACCAGCGCCAAUGAGGCUGGGUUGAGUGGCAUUCCCCGCCAAGACUACCACAGGGUUUUUCCAGCCAUCCUCGCUGACACAGCCGACCUUCGCCAUGAACUUGAUGAACACCUGUUGAAGCUGGUGAACGGGGAUCAAUAUUUUCGCGAGUUUCCCGUAUUCCGCUCACCCUUCGAAGUCCUCAAGUAUGUGUACAUGUUCUACCGGGAUCUCUCAAACGCAACCCACAGGCAUCUUCUCUGCACUGCCCUUAAGCUCCUGGUUCUUGUCCAUAUCAGCGAUAAUACGAGGCUGGAUCCGUCUGUGCCACUCUUUUUCACCUUUUCCCGCGAUGCUGGUGACGUUCGAACCACGACGCCGUGCUUCAUUCGAGGCCAGCUGGGUGCUGUUGUCCCGCAUCUCGCCCAAGACCUGCUUCGUGAGGCGCUAAACCGUCUGGAAGAGAUUUGCCUCGCUCGCCGCUGUACCGACUGGCCGGUCGUCCUUGCAACACUUGUGACUCUCUGUAUGGCUGUGGAGACCGCUCAAUACCACGCUGCAAAAGCGCCUUAUCACGCACAUUUUGACGCUUCGACCCCGGACUGCAACAACUCCAACACCGGAAUGGCCAUUCCCACGAAGCCUAAACUGGCUGUCUAUGGACCCGAGAAGCCGACCCAUCCCACCUCUCCUGGCAUUUCGUUUUCGUCCACCUCUCUCGAUGAUUGUGGCGACAAUGAUGAACCGGCAUCACUACUAUCGACCAUCAAUGAGGAGGCCGUUGACCGCCUCAUCUCUUUCUACCGCAUUUGCUACCGUGGAUGCCACGGCACACGAUUGCAGGAACAGGACCCUGCGUCUGCGUCUCCGAAGCGCCGAAGGCAAGACUCUGACCAGGACGCCGUCUCUGCAUGCUUCGUCACUUCAUUGAAGGCCUCGCUGAGAAACGCGAAGACUUAUUUGGUCCAACGAAAAAGCACGAGUCAAUAUGCACUCAAGGUGAUGGGAAUGAGAUUUGCAACGGGACCAUCAGGGCGUAGUCAUGCACAGCAAGGAGCAGACUCGAAGGACAUGUCAGUCUUCUUUGAUAGGCUUCUGGCGAAGUUGUUUCUAGCUUGA
Molecule: messenger RNA, 2403 nt
Organism: Diplodia corticola
Lineage: Eukaryota; Fungi; Ascomycota; Dothideomycetes; Botryosphaeriales; Botryosphaeriaceae
Product: c6 finger domain-containing protein
Exons: 4
Coding region: 1-2403 (800 amino acids)
Biological process (GO): regulation of DNA-templated transcription
Molecular function (GO): zinc ion binding; DNA-binding transcription factor activity, RNA polymerase II-specific
Source: RefSeq, a predicted model, not a curated record